AGCCUGAGCGGCAGAGACCCGGAGCUGCGUCGGGCCGAGUGCAGAGCUGAAGGGCGGCGGGCAUCCUGGCGGCACCGCCCGGGCAGGGGGCCCGGCUCCGGGAGCCCCGGCCCCGGGGGGGAGGGGCUCAGAGCCGGCCCCGCCCCCGGCCCCCCGGGGAAGGAAGCAGAAAAAGGGGAAGCGGCCCCAUCCUCUCGCACUAUACUAGCGUCUCUGGACUGAAAGUCGCUGGCCCGGGAGGACCACCCAGAGGGGCAGCUUUGGGCCGCAGCCUAGUAACUCUGAGGCUUCCAGGUGGACACCAGAGGCUCAGAGCCUCGGACCAGCAAGAAUCGAAGACACCCUUCAGUCACUUCCACCCAACCAGGGUCUGCCAGUGGCCGCCAUGGGGUCUGUGAGCUCCCGAAGUCACAAGGCAGAAGCCCAGGUGGUGAUGAUGGGCCUGGACUCGGCCGGCAAGACCACGCUCCUGUACAAACUGAAGGGCCACCAGCUGGUGGAGACCCUGCCCACCGUGGGUUUCAACGUGGAGCCUCUCGAGGCCCCGGGGCAGGUGCGCCUCACCCUCUGGGAUGUCGGGGGGCAGAGCCCGCUCAGGGCCAGCUGGAAGGACUACCUGGAGGGCACGGCCGUCCUCGUGUUCGUGCUGGACAGCACAGACGAGGCCCGCUUGCCCGAGGCAGUGGCUGAGCUCACGGAGGUCCUGGAGGACCCCCACCUGGAUGGCGUCCCCCUCCUGGUGCUGGCUAACAAGCAGGACGCACCCCACACCCUGCCGCUGCCCAAGAUCCGAGACAGGCUGGGCCUGCGGAGGUUUCCGGGGCUCUGCUGGGAGCUGCGGGCCUGCAGUGCCCUCACCGGCGAGGGGCUGCCUGAGGCCCUGGGGACCCUGAGGCGUCUCCUGAGCUACCGCAGCCCCCCGAGUCUCCAGACCCUCGGACACCUGGGACCCCCUGGAGGUAUCUGCUGGUUUCUGUUCAUGGAAGCUCAUCUCCGCACGUGAUUUGUCCUGUUUUUAUUGUGAGCUCAUCUUCAGCAGGGUGUGCUUUUCCUGUGUGACUGCCUUGUGCUCUGGGUUGUGACAGGGUUUCUACACAGAGGGGUUUCCCAU
Cervus elaphus (red deer) is the source of this 1111-nucleotide messenger RNA. It is a transcript of the gene ARL11, whose product is annotated as ADP ribosylation factor like GTPase 11. Gene Ontology annotation, biological process: vesicle-mediated transport; intracellular protein transport. Lineage: Eukaryota; Metazoa; Chordata; Mammalia; Artiodactyla; Cervidae. The record is from RefSeq and is a predicted model, not a curated record. Bases 386 to 1003 code for a protein of 205 amino acids. Gene Ontology annotation, cellular component: cytoplasm. The transcript is spliced from 4 exons. Gene Ontology annotation, molecular function: GTPase activity; GTP binding.